GCGAGGUGGCGCGCAGGGUCUUCCGGAAGUGGCGUAAGUGACCAUGACCUUCCUCUCUUUAGUCACGUACAGUCAUGUAGACCAGACGCACGGAUGGUCGCGAAAUGUAGGAAUAGAGAAAAUUACCUCGCAAAGCGCCCCGUGGUGUGUUUACGCUGUUUUUAGCACAGGCAGGUUGAGAGGGAACAAUGAAGUAUUUCAGCUGUGCGGGCUUUCUGAAGAGCUCGUGGGACCAAGUGUUUUUGGCUUUCUGGCAGAGAUACCCCAACCCCUACAGUAAUCAUGUUUUAACCGAAGACAUCAUAUUUCGGGAAGUCACUCCGGACAACUGUCUGAUUUCCAGACGUCUCUUGACCAAAACAGGCAGAGCUCCUCGCUGGGCAGAGAAGUUUCUGCCUGCUCACAUGGCACAGAAGGCUUACAUCAUUGAGGACUCGGUAGUGGAUCCUCAGGGCAGGACCAUGACCACUCUCACCUGGAACAUCAGCCACGCGCGUGUGAUGAGUAUUGAAGAGCGUUGCGUGUACAGAGUGAACCCUGACAACAACGGCUGGACUGAGAUCAAGAGAGAGGCCUGGAUUUCUUCCAACCUGUACGGUCUCUCCAGAGCUAUUCAGGAAUUCGGUCUCGCCCGGUUUAAGAGCAACGUUACGAAGACUAUGAAAGGCUUCGAGUACGUCCUGGCUAAGAUGCAAGGUGAAAUGCCCGCACGCACUCUGGCAGAAACCGCAACUGUGAAGGCACGUGAGACCGCACUCGCCGCCAAGGAGAAGGCGAAAGAUUUAGCCUCUCAAGCUCAAAAGAAGCAGUAUGUCUGAUGCCGGGAGGUGGCGCAGUGUCCGGACUCUCCCAGCACUCCAGGAAAGGGCCGUGCCGUUCCGUCACACAGGGCACAGACGUGGACGCGACAUGCCUUUAGCCAGGAGCUGAGAUGAACAAAUCAUGCCCGUCUGGCAUUUAGCGAGCCCCUGUACUCUUCGACUGAAAUUCUCCAGUAAACUUGAAUACAGCAACAUCCUCCGCCUGCUCUUGAUUUUACAUUAAUUGUAUUUUUUUGAUUGCUAAAUUAAUUUUUUUAAUUUCUCCGAUUUUAUUGACGUAUUUAAAAUGUGGCCUCUCUGAAUCUUUCUAUUCAGACUUGCUGAGGUCUAUAAUCUGCCUUGUUAAGCAAUGUUGUUUUGUUUCUUUGAAGUUUUGCAUUGAUGGGUUGACCGUUGCAGCAGUCAUUGCCGGCGUGAUGUGUAGAGUUCUGCAGAGGAGUAUGGUCUUUGGCAUGCGAGAGCGUGUCCCAGAAAGGUUUGCAGCGAACGGGCGGUGAUGACAACUUUUACACUUGUAACUGAACAAUGUCAGAUGUUGAAUGUCUGAAAGAACUCAAUGCAUUUGUUUAAUGAGAAAAGACUGUUUUAUAGCUCUUAAUUGUUUGAUCAAGUAUUACCAAUAAAUAUUUUCUAUUUGA
Messenger RNA from Puntigrus tetrazona (Sumatra barb), 1459 nucleotides. It is a transcript of the gene prelid1a, whose product is annotated as PRELI domain containing 1a. Gene Ontology annotation, biological process: phospholipid transport. Gene Ontology annotation, cellular component: mitochondrial intermembrane space. The record is from RefSeq and is a predicted model, not a curated record. Gene Ontology annotation, molecular function: phosphatidic acid transfer activity. NCBI's taxonomy places the organism in Eukaryota, Metazoa, Chordata, Actinopteri, Cypriniformes, Cyprinidae.